CACCUCACUGUUGGAUAACAUAUUGAUUUACUCAUUAAACUUGGUCUAAUCAUUUGCAAGGCACCAUAAAUGUGUGCACUGAAGUCCUUCAUCUCCAUGGCCACGUCUACAAUCAAUCAUUAAUGUUUAAUAAAGAAAAGAAGCUGGCUAUAAGAAUCAACCGCAAGUCCGAAGGUGAUAGCAUCACCAGGGGAGCAGGUGAACAGUAUGGAUUGAUGCGCCGUCAAAAUGGAAGAAGCUGAAGACAGUAUUGCAGUGGUGGGCAUUGGAUGCAAUUUUCCAGGGGGAGAGGGGCUUGACAAUUUCUGGAAGGUUCUCAUGGAUGGUAGAAACUGUUCUGUGCCAAUUCCCAGGGAAAGGUUCGACUUGGCCAGCUGGUAUGACCCCGAUGACAACAAGGCGGGUAAAUCCCGCACAGCCAAGGCUGCACUCAUUGACGGGUUCAAUGAAUUUGACCACAAGUUCUUCGGCAUCAGUGACAGUGAAGUGGAACAAAUGGACCCUCAACAAAAACAGCUCCUUCAGUGUGUUUACAGAGCUUUAGAAAAUGCUGGACUUCCUAUGGAGAAGGCUAGUGGGACCAGGACAGGAGUGUUUUUUGGUCUCAUGAACAGAGAUUAUGAAACAAAUGCUGCACAUGUGCACCCAAGUGUCAUCAACCAUUGGACUGGCACAGGACUUGCCAUGAGCAUCGCAGCAAACAGAGUCUCCUACAUCUUCAACUUUACUGGACCCUCACUGUCCAUAGACUGCGCCUGCUCAUCCUCACUUGUGGCUCUUCAUCUUGCCUGUCAAUCCAUUAAACAAGGCGAUUGCGACAUGGCUGUUUGUGGGGGAGUGAACUGUAUCAUAGAGCCAAGAGUGUUUGUUGCUCUCAGCAAGGCCAAGAUGAUCUCACCUGAAGGGACCAGCAAACCCUUCUCCAACACAGCAGAUGGCUAUGGUAGAGGGGAAGGCUGUGGGGUUGUUCUCUUGAAGCCACUGAAAAAGGCAAUACAAGACCAUGACCAUAUCUGGGGUAUCAUCAGCAAAACAGCUGUCAACCAAGAUGGACACUCAGUCUCUCCAAUCACCAAACCAUCCAUGACACAACAAGAGGAGCUCCUGCGAAGAAUCUACUCAGAGUCUGACCUCACAAAUGUCCAGUACAUAGAGGCACAUGGGACUGGAACCCCAGUCGGAGACCCAACGGAGGCGGGAAGCAUCUCAAACGUCAUUGCCAAAGCCAGACUUCCGGGUUCAGAGACACUGCGGAUUGGCUCUGUGAAGAGCAAUAUUGGACAUACAGAAUCUGCUGCAGGAGUGGCCGGGCUCAUUAAGGUUCUCCUAAUGAUGAAGCACGAGACUUUUGUACCAUCAGUUUUUUAUUCUGAGGAAUCCACCAGUGUAGAUGCCAGAGCCCUGAACAUUAAAGUUCAAAAGGAAGCAGAAAAGUGGGAAGCAUCUGGUGCAAGAAUUGCAGGGGUUAACAACUUUGGCUUUGGGGGUACAAAUGCGCAUGCUAUUGUCAAACAGUACAAGCAGUCAGCCACUAGGCAAAAGAAUGAUCAGACACAACCAAAGUACUUUGUCAUGUCUGCAAAUUCAACAAAAUCUCUCACCCUGAUGAUGGAAGACACCAUUAAACAGCUAGAAGUAGACAGUAAAGUUGAUCUGGAUUCUCUGUUGUACACAUCAGCUUGCAGAAGAAGCCAUCUAAAACAUAAAUACAGAAAAGCCAUCAUUGCAUCAUCUGUAGAUGAUUUUAAAGACAAGCUAAAUUCUGCGGUGAGCAAAAAUAUUAGCCCAUCCAACCCAGAUUCAAGGUUAGUGUUUGUCUUCUGUGGAAAUGGCGUCACUUACCAUGGCAUGUGCAAGCAGCUGCUAAAAUACGAACCUGUAUUCAGAGAUAAGAUCAAAGAGAUUACACAUAUUUUUCAAAAGCUGAGCACUCUGAACAUCCUGGACAUGCUCGAGAGUGACUUUGAGAGUAGUGAUUUCAAAAACCCAGAGGUUGUCCAACCUUUGCUCUUUGCCAUCCAAGUUGGUAUUACCAGCCUACUCAGGCAUUGGGGUGUCAAGCCAGAUGCAAUACUUGGGCACUCUGUAGGGGAGGUUGCGGCAGCUCACUGCUCUGGCCUUUUGCCUCUUGAGGAUGCAGUGAAGGUCAUCUAUUUCCGUAGCAUUCUUCAGAGCAAAGUCACUGGGGGGAAGAUGCUUGUGAUCAGCAACAUGGUCAUAUCAGAGGUAGCUGCUUUUCUCCCUCAUUACUCCGGGAGAGUUUGCCUUGCUGCUUUCAACAGCCCGCAGUCCUGCACCCUCUCAGGUGAUGCAGAUGCAAUCAAGAGCCUCCAUGAGGAGCUAAGCACCUCAGCCAACAGUCAGAAUCUGUUCCUCCAUGUCCUGGAUGUGCCUGCUGCUUACCACAGCCACAUGAUGGAUCCAAUUCUGCCAGAAAUCAAGGAAACAAUUGGCUCCUUACAGGUUAAUGAUCUCGACACAGAGUUGUUCUCAACAGUGACAGGCAAGGAAAUCCAGCAGGGAGAUUUCUGCACAGGUGAAUACUGGGCGAGAAACAUUCGUGAGCCUGUAGUUUUUGAGCAGGCAGUGAGGUCAGCAGCUAAAGGGAAGAAGAACACAGUCUUUGUAGAGAUAGGUCCAAGAAGGGCACUACAGAGAAACAUCAUGGAAUCUCUGGGUAAUAGCACAGCUGUCUUAGCUUCAGUGCAGCCAGAGAAGGAUCACGAAACAAUCAUGUCUGUUGUUUCUAAGCUGUUCGAACUAGGUGUUCAGGUAGACUGGGACACCUUCUACAAAGGGUAUGAGACGAUGCCACUGCCUUUCCCGAAAUAUAAGUUUGAUUGCUCGGACAGAGAUGUUAUCAUAGGAGCAGCACAGAAAAACACAGUGAGUGAUCAUCCUGUGCUCCGUCAGACAGGAAAUGAAAGCAACAUUUUUAGCUGCGAUCUGAUGUCAGACUCCUCUUUCUACCUGAAAGAGCACAAGCACAACAAUAUACCCAUCAUCCCUGGUGCCUUCUACGCUGAGCUGGGUUUAGCUGCAGUCAUGGCCAGUACCAAACCAAAAGUAACGCUCAACGCACUACAGCUCAGUGUCAAUUUCCACAGUCCAUGUGUUUUAACCCUGAAUUCACCUGACAUGAAGGUACAACUGGAACAAACAGAGAAAGAAACCAGUUUCAGGGUGUUCUCCCCAUCUGCAGUGUAUGCAUCAGGCACAGUUGUUUCCAAAAGAGAGAGACUGAUUGAGGAGCAGUGCAUUUCACUAAGCUCCAUCUAUAAAAGAUGCACAUCUGUAGUGAGCGCUCAGGAGUUCUAUGGGUAUCUGUCUCAAGGAGGCUUUCAGUACGGAGAUGUCUUCCAGAAUAAGGGGGAUGUGCACUAUGGAGAAGACCUCAAGGAGGCUUUUGCUGUUGUCUCAGUUCCAGAGGAACUACGGUCUCAGUUGCAUGACUACUGCAUUCAUCCUGUUGUGUUGGAUUUUCUGAUGCAGCUUCUCCCAGUUACGGUGGAGCACAUUUUUGCUGGCAGGCCAGGCUUUCCUGCCAAAAUAGGAAGCUUGACCAUGUGUGAACCCUUGCAAGAUGAGAUGAUUGUCUAUUUGAGAGCAAUCGAUGUGGGCACUGAUCACUUUGAGGUUUGUGGCUGUUUUUCAGACAGAGAAGGCAGAGUCUUGGUUGAGGUUAAGAAUGUGAUAAUCAAGUAUCUCGGCAGUAGCUCUCAUGUGGUUGAGGAGUACUUCUACCACAAUUCCUUCAGUGUCAUCUCUGAAGGUAUCACAUCUGCUCCUCCUCCUAAGGCCUUGGUCUUCUGUGAUUGUAUAGGGAUCUCUGAAGGUCUCAAACAACAUUUGGACUCAAGUUCUCAAUAUGUGUUGUUCACACAUGCAAAAGAUAUCUUGAGCUAUGGCUUUCCCUCUCUCUUGGCAAAACUUAAUAUCACAGAUAUCAAGAAAAACUUUGAUGAGGUCUUGUUUUUGUGGGGCAAAGAAGACCUUACUUCGCUGGCAGCUGAUGUGGUCCUGCAGAAUUUAGCGAGCUGCUGUGAGAUUUUCCGCCAAAUAGUCCUUGAGCUCAAGCGAAUUCACUUCAAACAAUCCAUUAGAGCAGUAACCUACCGCUCAUCUGACAUCACUGUAGACCACAUAAGUCCAGGUUUUUCUCUUGCUGGUAUGACAAGAUCAUUUGCUGCAGAGAUACCAGAUCUUUCAUUUCAGUUCAUUGAUAUAAACACUGUCUCCGCUAAGGACAUUGCAGCUUUGUCUGAGGUCCUACAGUCAUAUCCUUGCAGCAAAUACCCAGAGUUGGUGGUGAAAGAUGGACUGAUUUUGAAACCUUCCAUUGUCCGUACUCCACCUGAGAUAACUGACAGUUCAGUGGGGAGCUUCACCUCUACAAUGUCUGAGCCCUGCAUCUUUAAGACAGCUGAUGCACAUAGCAUUACUCAAGUGAGUGCCAUUUACUUUGAACAAGGGGCCCUGCCAAUCAGUGCCACAUCAGUUGAAAUUCAGCCCAGUAAGAUAUGUGUUCACUCAUCUGAUUACUUCCCUGUCAGUGUUUCGCAUCUGAAAUUUGGCCAGACACUGUACUGGAACAAACACUCAUUACAGAAUCACAAGCUACUGGCUCUUGAUUUCAGUGGUAUUGUUACAGCAGUGGGAAAAGACGUCCAGAAAUUGAAAGUGGGUGAUCACAUUGCUUCUUGUUAUCCUGUGGUGGCAGCCAACAAGAUUAGAGUUCCAGAGGAUGCGUGCUACAGCACCAAACGAUUUCCAGUUUUUCAAAAAACACCCUGUGUUUCCUACUUCGUGCUCGCAUGGGAAAUCCUGCAUCGAGCCUUGCCCAGAGCCAAACAUCAUCUAGGAAUUAUAUCCUCUGUCCCAGACUCUGCUCUGAUGAAAGUCUUGGCACUUACUGCUUACAAAUCAGGCUGGAAUGUGGUUGUUGGAACACAGUGCAAUGGCUCUUUUGUAGAUGUCAGUCAAAUGGAUGCAUUUGUCAUCCUGCCUCCAUUUGAUGAGUCCCUGAUUGAAAAAAUUUGCAAUUUCCCUGGUGUCCAACACGUUGUCAUCAUCUGUGAUUCUCAGAUGCAGGGUUUGCUUACUCAAGAUGUGUUUGACAAUAUAAAGGAGAAUGUUCAUGUGCAGACAAUUCAGAUGCCAAUCAUUUUGCAAAAGGGAUCUUUGAGUGCACAAAGGCCGCACAUUUAUCACUGGCUCAAGUCCUUGAACUUGAGCAGGAAAUUUGCCCUUAAAAGCUUUACGUUUCAGAGUGUGAAAUCUGACAGCACCAAGUACAUUCAUUUUGAGAAACCAGAAUCCUAUUUCAACUCAAAGAAACUAGCUGUUGUGGCUCUGGAAAAAGAUGCUGGCAGCACCCUGUCUGAGAUUCCACUGCUACCAACAAAAAAACAGCUUUUCCAUAAGAGGGCAGUGUACAUAGUGGCAGGUGGUCUCUCUGGUCUGGGCUUUGAGACUGUAAAGUUCAUCUCACAAAGAGGGGGAGAGUAUAUUGUCAUACUCUCCAGGAGCAAGCCCACACCAGAGGUGCAGCAAGAGAUACACAACAUAGAGAAACAGUGUGGAAACUGCAUUACUAGCAUGGAGUGUGACAUAUCUGUCUCUGAGCAGGUGCACAAGGUUAUCAGUGUCAUUGGUCAGAAGUUCCCUGAUUGUCCAGUUAGGGGAGUGUUUCACAGUGCAGUUGUCUUGCACGAUGGGCUGAUUGAGACCCUCAACAGAUCUCUUUAUGAGAAAGUUCUCAAACCAAAAGUAAAUGGUGCACUGAACUUGCACCACGCGACACAGCACUGUCAGCUGGACUACUUUGUGUGUUUCUCCUCUAUCUCUGCUUUUCUGGGAAAUGCAUCACAAACUAACUACGCAGCGGCCAACACAUUCCUUGACAUGUUCUGUCAGUACAGGCGCAAACUUGGGCUGCCUGGACAGUCCAUCAACUGGGGAGCUCUGAACCUCGGUCUCCUCCUGAAUAAGGAGCAUUUUCAGAGAUUUCUGGAGGCGAAAGGGAUGAUGGUGUUGAAUGUGGCUGAAAUUCAUAAAAGCUUGGAGCAAUGCCUCGUGCUCAAUCGACCCCAACAGGCUGUUUGCAGGUUUCACUUCAGAAACAUCAGGUACAACAUCCUCUCUCAAAACAAGGCUUUGACCAUGCGCCUCAUCGCGUUAGUUGAGGAGGCUUUCCAAAAAUCCAAAGAGAAGGAUUCUGAAACUAAACAAACUGAGUCCGUCUCACCAAAAGAGUAUGUAGUCUCUCUCCUUAGUGAGACCAUUGGCAUGGAUCAGAGUGAGCUGAAAGACAACUCACCUCUCUCAUCCUUAGGCAUUGACUCCAUGCAGGCCAUGACUCUGCAGAAUCUGAUCUUUCAGGAGAGAGAUGUGAAUGUGCCUUUGGUGAAACUAUUGGAUCCUAAUGCCACUAUAUCAACAGUGGUAGCUAUACUGAGUGAAGGAGCUGAAGGUGAAACUUUCAGUGAUAUCCCAGUUACUAGUAUCCCCGCUGAAAACACUGAGGAUCUGUCAACCAGACUGUAAAAAUGAGACAUACUGUAUAUGGAAUAUGUAAACAGCAUCAUGUAUCAGACCUCCAUUUUGUCAUUUAAUUCAGCAGAGGGUUUAUGAUGGUCAUUGCAACACAAUAGCAAUAUUGUGUUUGCCAUGUGUUUCUUUUGCAUUUUGCCUUUUGUUGUUAUGUAAAUGUUUUAUCCUGGUUAUUAUUUCAGUUCAUUUUGAUAUUGUAAUUUGACAUUAUUUUACAUGAAUAUAACCAUACACCACAUUAUUUUACACACUGUUUUGGAGACUUGCUCAAUUUUAAAUGGGUGUUUUGUAUCACAGUUUUAUUCAUUCUUCUUAUUAAUAUGUUCAUGAUGAAAAUAUGAAAACAGUCUGCAUUACAAUUAAAUGCAAAAUUUAUAAAAUGUAUUCAGUGUAUACAUUGAGUAGUUGGUAUAGAAUAUGUGCAUUAUUUUGUAUUUUAUUAAUUCUCAAUAAUUUUUAUCUUGAAAGUGCUUGUAAUUUUCCAAGUUUGUCACAGGGUGUGGUCCACACUAACAAACACUAAUAUCAACUCACUUUUAUCUGCCUGUUUUACUUUCACUCAUCUUUAACAGGUCAUGGUCAGUUCUUAUCACUGUUAGCUUAAUUAUUCUGACUGUCUGUUUUCUGAUGAUGAUGAUGAUGGAAAAAAAGCAUGUGAUACAUUAGUCUGGCUUGUUCCAUAAAUGUUCAGUUGGCAGCAUACAUUAUUACUGAGUAUUUUGCUGUUUGAACCACUAAUUGCUCUCUUGGAGGACAUUGCCACCAUAAGGAAAUAUGUAAAUAAAAUUAUAACAGGCACAGUAAUCUGUUACAUAAGUGUCUAUACCAUUGUUUUCCUCCUCCUCAAUUCCACCUCUCAAGCAAAAAGUUGUUUUUCUAUUUGACUCUUCUUUUAACAUACCAAUAGUUGGUAUUGAAGCUAGUGUAAAACAUUAGUUUGACCUUUAUUUUAUAUUUACUUCAUAGCAAACUUUAAUGGAAAUUAUCUCAAAUCAUGGAAACGUGCAGUGUUUUUGUUUUUAUUUUUUUUGCUGUAUCAGAACACAAUAAAUCAAGCUGCCAAUUUCUGUGUGUGUGUGUACGUGAUAAG
This is a messenger RNA of Lates calcarifer (barramundi perch), 7642 nucleotides long. RefSeq lists its product as uncharacterized. NCBI's taxonomy places the organism in Eukaryota, Metazoa, Chordata, Actinopteri, Centropomidae. Gene Ontology annotation, biological process: fatty acid biosynthetic process. The transcript is spliced from 7 exons. The record is from RefSeq and is a predicted model, not a curated record. Gene Ontology annotation, molecular function: 3-oxoacyl-[acyl-carrier-protein] synthase activity; fatty acid synthase activity. The coding region runs from base 229 to 6546 and encodes 2105 amino acids.